UGUAAUUACACUUCUAUUUUGAGGAGGUAGGUUAAAUGACAAUUUUUCUGUACGGUAACUAAACACUGUAGACCACAGUGGGCAAAAUAUUACAGUUUUAAUACUGUAGUUUAUGCAUGAUUAGAUUUACUUACAUAGCAGGUUUGGAUUAACUUAGCUUGACAUACAAUUCAGUAGUAUCUCAAAACCUUUUCAACUGUCCAUUUUUGAAGAUAAUGUUCCAGCAGUUACAAAUUACAACUGUGAAGAUCUUGGCAAAGAAAGAGAUGAGUGUGUAAAAGAGUUACUUUCACCUACUUUGGUGGGCAUUGAAAUAGACCAAAUUUUAAACAACAUCCUGUCAUUCUGGACUGUUCCACAUAAUUAUUGUUGACAGAAAAUGUGGACAGAAAAGAGACAUAAUUCGAGAUACUGGGAAUAUGUACUUCCUAGCCAAGUUGUCUUUGUUACUCAAAGAAGCACCACUAUAAUAUAUAUAUUGCACUACAAUUACUAUCUAAAGGACUGCUCUUUCUCUCUCUUUGGGCAUCGGUGUUCAGAACCAUCUGCUAGCAUGGUUAUUGCUGGGAGAUGAAUUUCUCACAAUACCGAAGUAGUUAAGUUUGGGAAGUGCUGAUCGGGAAGCCCACAUAGAUGUUGCUAAUAAAUGUAAAAUAAUGUUUUCACUCAUCUUCAACAAGAAGAAAACACUAGUUAAUCCAUUUCUUUUGUUUAAAAUAGGUUGAUACCAUGCUAAAGAUGGGCUUCCAGCAGCAGGUCUUAGAAAUUCUGGAAAAUAUUCCCAACGAUCAUCAAACCCUCUUGGUGUCGGCCACGAUGCCUUUAAGCAUUGAACAGCUGGCGAGCCGACUUCUGCAGAAUCCAGUCAAAAUAACAGUCGGAGAAAAGAAUCUGCCGUGUUCCAAUAUUCGCCAGAUUAUUUUGUGGAUAGAGGAGCCUUCCAAAAAGAAAAAGCUUUUUGAAAUAUUAAAUGAUAAGAAACUCUUUAAGCCUCCAGUACUGGUAUUUGUGGAAUGUAAAUUGGGUGCUGAUCUUCUGAGUAAUGCUGUUCAUAAAAUCACAGGUUUACAGACAACGUCAAUGCAUGCUGAGAAAUCACAGUCGGAAAGAACUGCAAUUCUACAGGGAUUAUUGCAAGGGAAAUAUGAAGUCGUAGUAAGUACUGGAGUGCUUGGGCGUGGACUUGACCUUGUCAAUAUUAAGCUGGUGGUGAAUUUUGAUAUGCCAUCUAGCAUGGAUGAAUAUGUGCACCAG
Messenger RNA from Thamnophis sirtalis, 1254 nucleotides. The record is from RefSeq and is a predicted model, not a curated record. Lineage: Eukaryota; Metazoa; Chordata; Lepidosauria; Squamata; Natricidae.